GUCUGGGGCAAGGAAGUAGGAAGGGAGCUCAGGCCAGGGGGCUGGGGUCUGCUCGGGCUCGGGCGCGCGCCAGGCCAGCGGACCGAAGUCGGAGGGCGCCGAGCGGCCUGCGGACAGAGUAAUGGCUGUGCAGAUGCAACUUGAAGCAAAUGCAGAUACUUCAGUGGAAGAAGAAAGCUUUGGCCCACAACCUAUUUCACGAUUAGAGCAAUGUGGCAUAAAUGCCAAUGAUGUGAAGAAAUUGGAAGAAGCUGGAUUUCAUACUGUGGAGGCUGUUGCCUAUGCACCAAAAAAGGAGCUAAUAAGCAUUAAGGGAAUUAGUGAAGCCAAAGCUGAUAAAAUUCUGGCUGAGGCAGCUAAAUUAGUUCCAAUGGGUUUCACCACUGCAACUGAAUUCCACCAAAGGCGUUCAGAGAUCAUACAGAUUACUACUGGCUCCAAAGAGCUUGACAAACUACUUCAAGGUGGAAUUGAGACUGGAUCUAUCACAGAGAUGUUUGGAGAAUUCCGAACUGGGAAGACCCAGAUCUGUCAUACAUUGGCUGUAACCUGUCAGCUUCCCAUUGACCGGGGUGGAGGUGAAGGAAAGGCCAUGUACAUAGAUACCGAGGGUACCUUUAGGCCAGAACGUCUGCUAGCAGUGGCUGAAAGAUAUGGCCUCUCUGGCAGUGAUGUCCUGGAUAAUGUAGCAUAUGCUCGAGGGUUCAACACAGACCACCAGACCCAGCUCCUUUAUCAAGCAUCAGCCAUGAUGGUAGAGUCUAGGUAUGCACUGCUUAUUGUAGACAGUGCCACCGCCCUCUACAGAACAGACUACUCAGGUCGAGGGGAGCUCUCAGCCAGGCAGAUGCACUUGGCCAGGUUUCUGCGGAUGCUUCUGCGACUUGCUGAUGAGUUUGGUGUAGCAGUAGUAAUCACCAACCAGGUGGUAGCCCAAGUGGAUGGAGCAGCCAUGUUUGCUGCAGAUCCCAAAAAACCUAUUGGAGGAAACAUCAUCGCCCAUGCAUCAACAACCAGACUGUACCUGAGGAAAGGAAGAGGGGAAACCAGAAUCUGCAAAAUCUAUGACUCUCCCUGUCUUCCUGAAGCUGAAGCUAUGUUUGCCAUCAACGCAGAUGGAGUGGGAGAUGCCAAAGACUGAAUCAUUGGUUUUUUCCUGUGUUAAACCUUAAGUGCAGCAGCCUAAUGGAGAGGAGUGCUCCCUGGGGUUCUUCACAGACCUUUUCCUGUUGUGACUGCCAGGAAAAGGCUUCCGGGAAAAUAGCUAUUAUAUCAGCUUUUCUGAUGGUGUAAA
Molecule: messenger RNA, 1294 nt
Organism: Cynocephalus volans (Philippine flying lemur)
Lineage: Eukaryota; Metazoa; Chordata; Mammalia; Dermoptera; Cynocephalidae
Gene: RAD51
Product: RAD51 recombinase
Exons: 10
Coding region: 122-1141 (339 amino acids)
Biological process (GO): reciprocal meiotic recombination; mitotic recombination; double-strand break repair via homologous recombination
Cellular component (GO): condensed nuclear chromosome
Molecular function (GO): ATP hydrolysis activity; single-stranded DNA binding; double-stranded DNA binding
Source: RefSeq, a predicted model, not a curated record